AUGAGUGCUUACGACGAGAAAGCGAGAGCCUCCGAGGUUGAGGAAGAGCACCCCGCGGCACCAGCUGCGGCUGGUGCCGGUACGGGUAUCAACUCAGCGUCAACGGUACUAGCCGAUGCGGUUGCCAGCCAAAAGCCCAAUCCAUGGUCUAAAAACAUGAUCAAGCUCUACUUCAUCAUGGGGAUUGGAUACCUUGUGUCCACAAUGAACGGCUUCGACAGCUCUUUGAUGGGCGCCAUCAAUGCCAUGCCGGCUUACCAGGAGAGCUUUGGCCUCAAAGGCGAGCACUCUGCUACCGGAAUUGUGUUCAUCAUCUACAACCUGGGUCAAAUUGCCGCCUUCCCGUUCUGCGGCAUGUUGGCGGACGGACUUGGGAGGCGGCUUUGUAUUUUGAUCGGCUGUUUCAUAGUCCUCGUCGGCACCGCUAUCCAGGGUUCUGCUCAAAGCUUGGGUCAAUUCAUGGGUGGGCGAUUCGUCCUCGGUCUAGGUGCUGCAAUUGCCUCAGCUGCCGGUCCGGCUUACACCGUUGAGCUGGCCCACCCGCAUACCGCGGCUUUAUGGCCGGAAUGUAUAACAACUUCUGGUGGCUUGGAAAUAUUUUGGCAGGCUGGACCACUUACGGCUCACACAAGCACAUGA
This is a messenger RNA of Parascedosporium putredinis, 639 nucleotides long. NCBI's taxonomy places the organism in Eukaryota, Fungi, Ascomycota, Sordariomycetes, Microascales, Microascaceae. The record is from the annotation of a GenBank genome assembly.